Heteronotia binoei (common prickly gecko) is the source of this 5550-nucleotide messenger RNA. Its product is annotated as zinc finger protein 721-like. Gene Ontology annotation, molecular function: DNA-binding transcription factor activity, RNA polymerase II-specific; RNA polymerase II cis-regulatory region sequence-specific DNA binding. Gene Ontology annotation, biological process: regulation of transcription by RNA polymerase II. Lineage: Eukaryota; Metazoa; Chordata; Lepidosauria; Squamata; Gekkonidae. The record is from RefSeq and is a predicted model, not a curated record.
GACAUGAGGGAAUGUGGGAAUGAGGACGAGAAACAUCAGUCCUUGAGAUCUGAAGGAAAAGGAGCGCAUGGGACAGUGACAGGAAGAGACUUACAGCAGAAUUAUGAGCAGGGAGAGAGCUCAGAGAGGCCUCCAGGAAUCCACUCCACCAUCUCUUCUGUGGACGCAGAUGUGGAGUCAGCCCAAAAGAGCAUCAGUGAUAAGAAAAACACAGACUCUACAGAACUAUUUGGACAUUCAGGUCAGAAAAGGCAUCAGCGUACCUGGACAGAAGAGAACUCACAGGCGUGUUUGGACUGUGGCGAAACCUUCAGUGAUGGGCCUAGUCUUCUUGCGCACUUCAAAACCCAUGCACAAGACAAACCCUACAAGUGCUUGGAAUGUGGGAAGAGCUUUAAUAAGAAGUCGCACCUGAACAACCACCAGACAAUCCACACCGGAGACAAGCCGUUCAAGUGCUCAGAGUGUGGGAAGGCCUUCCGGGUCAGCUCCUUCCUUACCCUGCAUCAAAGAAUCCACACGGGCGAGAAGCCAUAUGUGUGCCAGGACUGCGGGAAAGCCUUCCGGGUCAAACCUAGCCUUGUUGCCCAUGAGAGAAUCCACACGGGAGAAAAACCCUAUGAGUGUUUAGAGUGUGGCAAAAGCUUCCGACGGAGCUCUGAUCUCUUCAUUCACCAGAGUAGACACACUGGUGAAAAGCCAUACCAGUGUUCUGUCUGUGGAAUAAGGUUUGGAGAAACGUCAAAACUCAUCACCCAUUACAGGAUCCACACAGGAGAGAAACCAUAUAAAUGCUCAGAAUGUGGGAAGAGUUUCACUCUAAGCUCUUAUCUUAACAGUCACCAGAGAAUCCACACUGGUGAGAGGCCGUAUGAGUGCUCUGAAUGUGGGAAAACCUUCAGGGUGAGUUCAUGCUUUAGGAAGCACCAGAGAAUCCACACUGGAGAGAAACCUUUCCAGUGCUCUGUCUGUGGGAAAAGCUUCGGUGUAAGCUCACGCCUCAACGCACACAUGAGAAUCCACAGUGGAGAGAAACCGCAUAAAUGUUCAGUCUGUGGAAAAUGCUUCUCUAGGAAUAGCCACCUAAUUGCACAUCAAAAGAUUCACAGAGGAGAAAAGCCAUAUAAAUGCUUGGAGUGUGGAAAGUGUUUCUUGCAGAAUUCCUACCUAACUAUGCAUCAAAGGAUUCGUACAGGGCAGAAGCCACAUAAAUGCAUGGAGUGUGGAAAGUGCUUCUUUAGGAAUAGCUACCUAAUUGCACAUCAAAAGAUUCACAGAGGAGAGAAGCCAUAUAAAUGCUUGGAGUGUGGAAAGUGUUUCUUGCAGAAUUCCUACCUAACUAGACAUCAAAAGGUUCAUACAGGGGAGAAGCCAUAUACAUGCCUGGAGUGUGGAAAGUGCUUCUCUCAUAAUAGCAGCCUAACUGCACAUCAAAAGAUUCAUAUGGGGGAGAAGCUAUAUAAAUGCUUGGAGUGUGGAAAGUGCUUCUCUCAUAAUAGCAGCCUAACUGCACAUCAAAAGAUUCAUACGGGGGAGAAGCUAUAUAAAUGCUUAGAGUGUGGGAAAUGCUUCAUCCGGUAUGGUGACCUAACUAAACAUAAAAAGGUUCACACAGGGGAGAAGCCAUUUGAAUGCUUGGAGUGUGGGAAGUACUUCUCUCGGAAUUGGAGCCUAACUGCACAUCAAAGGAUUCAUACAGGGGAAAAACCAUAUUCAUGUUUGGAGUGUGGAAAUUUCUCUCGGAAUAGUGGCCUAACUGCACAUCAAAAUAUUCAUACAGGGGAGAAACCAUAUAAAUGCUUGGAGUGUGGAAAGUACUUCUCUCACAAGAGUAAACUAAAGCAUAAAAGCAUUCACACAGGGGAGAAGCCAUAUAAAUGCAUGGAGUGUGGAAAGUGCUUCUUUUACAAUAGUAGCCUAACUACACACCAGAAUAUUCAUACAGGGGAGAAGCCAUAUAAAUGCUUGGAGUGUGGAAAAUGCUUCUCUCAGAAAGGGGUUCUUCUAACUGAACAUCAAAAGAUCCAUUCAGUGGAAAAAUUGUACAAAUGCUUCGAGUGUGGAAAGUGCUUCUCUCAUAAUAGCAACCUAACUGCACAUCAAAGGAUACACACAGGAGAGAAGCCAUAUAAAUUCAUGGAGUGUGGAAAGUGCUUCUUUUACAAUAGUAGCCUAACUACACACCAGAAUAUUCAUACAGGGGAGAAGCCAUAUAAAUGCUUGGAGUGUGGAAAAUGCUUCUCUCAGAAAGGGGUUUUUCUAACUGAACAUCAAAAGAUCCAUUCAGUGGAAAAAUUGUACAAAUGCUUCGAGUGUGGAAAGUGCUUCUCUCAUAAUAGCAACCUAACUGCACAUCAAAGGAUACACACAGGAGAGAAGCCGUAUAAAUGUAUGGAGUGUGGAAAGUGUUUCUCUAAAAGUAGCCACCUAAGUAGACAUCAAACGGUUCAUACAGGAGAUAAACCAUAUAAAUGCUUGGAUUGUGGAAAGUGCUUCUCUCACAGUGGCGACCUUCAGAAACAGAGAAAGGUUCACACAGGGGAGAAGCCAUAUAAAUGUUUGGAGUGUGGAAAGUGCUUCUCUCAGAGGGGUGGUCUUCGGCUACAUAAAAGGGUUCAUACAGGGGAGAAGCCAUAUAAAUGUUUGGCGUAUGGAAAGUUCUUCUCUCAGAGGGGUGGUCUUCGGCUACAUAAAAGGGUUCAUACAGGGGAGAAGCCAUAUAAAUGCUUGGAGUGUGGAAAGUGCUUUUUCCAGAAUCACCGCCUAAUUGCACAUCAAAAGAUCCACAUAGGGGACAAGCCAUACAAAUGCCUGGAGUGUGGAAAGUGCUUCUAUUGCAGUAGCAGCCUAACUACACAUCAGAAGAUUCAUACAAGGGAAAAGGUGUAUAAAUGCUUGGAGUGUGGCAAGUGCUUUUCUCUGAAUUGUAGCCUAACAUCACAUCAAAAGAUUCACACAGGGGAAAAGCCGUAUAAAUGCUUGGAAUGUGGGAAGAGCUUUCAUAGGAGUAGUGCACUAAUUAGGCAUCAAAGGAUUCAUACAGGGGAGAAGCCAUAUACAUGCUUGGAGUGUGGAAAGAGCUUUUCUUCAAGUAGCCAUCUAAACAGACAUCAAAAGAUUCAUACAGGGGGAAAGCCAUAUAAAUGCUUGGAGUACGCAAAGUGCUCCUCUAAGAAUAGCCACCUAAGUGAACAUCAAAAGGUUCACAGAGGAGAGAAGCCAUAUAAGUGCUUGGAGUGUGGAAAGUGCUUCUCUCAGAAUGGCCAACUAAAUGCACAUCAAAAGAUUCAUGCAGGAGAAAAGCCAUAUAAAUGCUUGGAGUGUGGAAAAUGCUUCAUCUGGUGUGGUGACCUAACUAAGCACAAAAAGGUUCACACAGGGGAGAAGCCAUAUGAAUGCCUGGAGUGUGGAAAGUGCUUCUCUCGAAAUUGGAUCCUGACUGCUCACCAAAGGAUUCAUACAGGAGAGAAGCCAUAUAAAUGUUUUGAGUGUGGAAAGUGCUUCCCUCAGACUGGACAUCUUAAUGCUCACAAAAGGGUUCAUACAGGGGAGAAGCCCUAUAACUGCUUGGAGUGUGGAAAGUAUUUCUCACGGAAUUGGGAACUAACCGUACAUCAAAAAAUCCACACCGGGGAGUUGACAUAUAAAUGCUUGGCGUGUGGAAAGUGCUUUUCCCUUAAUAGCCACCUAACUGCACAUCAAAAGAUUCACACAGGGGAGAAGCCAUAUAAAUGCUUGGAGUGUGGAAAGUGCUUCUCUAGGAAGGAUCACCUGAGUGAACAUCAAAAGAUUCAUACAGGGGAAAAGCUGUAUGAAUGCUGGGAAUGUGGACACCGCUUCUCUAAUAAUAGCAACCUAACUGCACAUCAAAGGAGUCACACAGGGGAGAAGCCUUAUAAAUGCUUGGAGUGUGGAAGGUCCUUCUCUUCAAGUAGCCAUCUAAAGAGACACCAAACAAUUCAUACAGGUGAGAAGUUGUAUAAAUGCUUGGUGUGUGGAAAGUGCUUUUCUGGGAAUGAUACCCUAACUGCACAUCAAAAGAUUCACAGAGGAGAGAAGCCAUAUAAAUGCUUGGAGUGUGGAAAGUGUUUCUCUCGGAGUGGAAGCCUAAGUGUACAUCAAAAGGUUCACAGAGGGGAGAAGCCAUAUAAAUGUUUGGAGUGUGGAAAGUGCUUCUCUGGAAGUGGCAACUUAAAUCAGCAUCUAAAGAUUCACAGAGGAGAAAAGCCGUUUAAAUGCCUGGAGUGUGGAAAGUGCUUUUUUGUGAAUCACCGCCUAAUAUCACAUCAAAAGAUUCACACAGGGGAGAAGCCAUAUAAGUGUUUGGAGUGUGGAAAGUGCUUCUCUCAGAAUGGCAGCCUAACUGCACACCAAAAGGUUCAUUCAGGGGAAAAGCUGUAUAAAUGCUUGGAGUGUGGCAAGAGCUUUUAUCAGAAUUUCAGCUUAAGGUCACAUCAAAAGAUUCACACAGGGGAGAAGCCAUAUAAGUGUUUGGAGUGUGGAAAGUGCUUCUCUCGGAAUAGUAGUUUAACUAGACAUAAAAAAGUUCACACAGGGUAGUAGUCAUAUAUAUACUUGCCAUGUCUGUGUUUCUUCUCAGUGAACAGAAGCCAAACUAAACUUCAAAAACUAUGUAGCCCCCCCUCCCCAACAUGGUGACUGAACAAGGGAGUAUAAUUAAUAUAUUUCUUAGAACCUCUCUACAUCAAGGAGAGGAAACUGCCAGGCGGGGCUAAUUUAUAGCUCCAGUGACCUGUGCGUGGAUACAUUGAAAGAUUAAUUAGUCUUCUGCCUUUUUCUAGCCUGGACAAACAUUAAUGGCUGUGGAGAAUGGCCAGUAAAAUGCUGCAUAAGUUUUCCCGAUAUUAUCAACUAUGCUUUUAUAUUGUCAAUAGAAGAAUUCUACUUGCACAGUCAGUUUGAUACUUUAACGAAAAACGUUAGAUAAAAAAAAUGUGUUUACUUUUUUAAAUCUUUCAGAUAGCAGACUAUGACUAAUGGAGGAAUAACUUUGAAUGCUGGCUCUCUCUUCCUUACUCUCUUUCCCCCCUCUUUUUAAAGAACACAACCUUCUGAUAUCUACAUUUUUCGCUACCAGCUCUAGUUGGCAAGGUUAUACUGUAAUGAUCUGAGCCUUUCAGAACUUGUAAUAAUGUAUUGUCCGCUAUAAAGAACUACAUGCUGAUUUGUAAUUUGUUCAGAGUGUGAAAUAGACUUAGAUAAGCAGCCAUUUUCUUUUUUCUGCUCAUUGACUAAUCGCUGAGCAGCAAUUCUGGAGAAAAAGAACUUAGAAACUGAGAAAAAAUAAAAAGGCAUCUCUCAUCUGUUCUAGCCUUUGUUAACUCUUAUGUACUUUUGUUUGGGAAUAGGAAGCUAUAUUGUUUCAAAAUAAAAAAAGACAGCUUCCCCCCCCCCCCCAGUUUUCAUCCAAUCCAGUGGAUUCUAAAUGUAUUGAACCAUAAAUAUUACGUGGAACUGUAUAAUAAUAUUGUCUACAAAUAUUAUAUUUUUGUGAGUUACAAAAUAAAGAAUGUACGGUACGAAACUGAG